AUAGCAGGUGUCGUCUGUUGACGGCGGCCAUCACAGUCGCCAUCAUAACAUCACAACAUCAGGACGCACCGCGGCUUGCACACCAUCCUACGCAGUUGGCACACACUGCUGUUCCAAAAACCACGAUGAAGCGGUUGUUGUGUGGGAUUGUGAUAACAGCUUUUAUGUGUUGGACGUCUUUUGCUGAUCUUCGAUACCGCUGUCCAAGCAGUCUAAAGAUCAAUGGAUAUAUACACAUCUUUCGAGAACAUUGCUUUGAGUUUAUUCUACGUGAAACUACCUGGGACGGUGCAUCUAAUGACUGCAAGUCAAAAGGUGGACACCUGGUAGUAAUUCGCGACAAGGACACCCAAAACUUUAUCAUGUCCACCCUGAGAACCUUACAGUGGCCUAGAAAUGGCAUUUGGCUUGGUGCAACAGACAGGAGCAGUGAGAUGCGCUGGUCCUGGGUGACUGGAGAAUCAGUAAAUGCAGGAUUUUCCUACUGGGCACCUAGUCAGCCAAGCUGCCACCUUCUGUGCUUUGAAGAUUGUGCUUUGAUGCGUUUGGAUGACAGAGGGAGAUGGCAUGACUAUCACUGCAGCUGGAUUGAGAACUAUUCUUACAUAUGUCAGUAUGCAUUUAGGCCAGUCACUUCAACACCACAGAGGACUACCACCACCACUACCGCCACCACAACAUCAACUGUUGUUCAGUAUAAAUCCAUUGUCAAGUCAACGCCUGUUACGACUUUGUCACCAGACGAAACCAGGACAGUUAUGUCUCUCUCAAGCACAACAGUCAAUGAAUCCUUUCAGCAACUGCUUUUGGAGAAGCCCAACAUACAAGUUCAGUUAUUGGGUAAUGCUCAUAUGACAGGAGCUGUCGAAGACAGUCAGGAAUCUGAUGUCCACGCAGGUUCACUGGUGGGUUUGGUGAUGGGUGUCCUGUUUGGCUUAUGUGUGGGACUGUGUCUUGCAAUUUUCUUCUUUGCUCACAAAAAAAAGAAGCAGAAAGAAGAGUUGCCCACUGUGGUGUUUGCCAACCCCUAUUAUGGUGAGUGUGGGAUGCCUCUGAAUGUUGCUGCUGCUGAUGUGGAUGCAGAGGGAGAUGAAUGUUGCUUCGGAGCUGCAGGUGGUACUGCCACCAUGACUACAACCAAAGAGCAGUUGGGGUACCUUCCACAAGCCAGCACUGCGCACCACUUUGUUAAAGUGCCACCCAGCUCAGCAAGAAAAGGACAUCACUUGGCAUUAUUGAAGACUGAAGUUUGUAGACAUGGAGAUGGCCAGCCUUCUUACAACAGGGAUUUGACCAGCCAGGACAGAGAGUUGUAUGGCCGGGAGGUGGAUGGGCUUAUAGACAAUCACUAUGACUACACAACAGGAGAAAACUACUACGAGUCUCUGGAUAACCUGCGGCAGACGAUGGAACAGAAUCUUCAGAAUGAACACCUGGAGGAUGACCAGCGCUAUGUCCCUUUUGUCUGUGGACCACGUGCUAACCACUAAAGGCAGUGCUUUUUUGUGGUGUUGCACUUUUCUGCUGUGGGGAAACUGACAUAACAUCUGGAUAAGUUAGGAAACUGAGAGUUUGCAGUUUAGGUGCUCCAGAAAUAAGCCGUUUACUUCAUGGGCAAGCUUAUUGAAACUUGUGAGCUCACCCUGGUUCUAGCUUCUACUACAAGAUUUAUACCACUGCCAAAGGUUAUGGAGUAUUUUUAAACAGCAUGCUUAUUGGGUGUAACUACCUAGCUUUUCUUGCAUUUCUCUGUUUGUAGUAUCAUCACUUUUUCACACAUUCAUAUAUUUGUGCUCCACAGUCCAAGCAAUCAACCUGUGAAGAAUUAUAGCUGGAUACACUGCAACCCAUCCUGUAGCCCACACUACAGCUCACUCUGUAACUCUCAUGAUCUCAUUAUAGCUCCCUGCAGCUCACACUGCAGGUAUGCAACUAUACCCAAGCACAGUCUGUAUGAAAGCACACAAUAUUUGGAGUCUUCCCUAGCUUUGCAAGUGAAAGUCAGGUCUUGUAGGGCAAAUUCUAAUAAACUGAAAACAUCUUUUUCGGCAUAACACUUUUUUCAUUUCUAAGGAUACAAGUAGACACAGUUUAAAAUUCUAAAUUAAUAUCUUAUUGUAAUGGAUGCAGUUACAUUAGGAUGUUAAUUUAGAAUUUAUUUAACAUCAACUGUCACAACUCACUGUGGCAGUGUUUUCAUUAUGAGUCCUGAGUAACAUUACUGUAGGUUUCUGUGGCAGUUUGUUGAAGGACAAAGUAACAUGUUAAUAGUGUCUUUCUGGGUGGACAGCGAUGAAUAAGGAAAGAUUUUAGCUGAUUACUAAAUUCUUUAGCAGGUUGUUAUUUUAUGGUAUGAGACAAAAUCUCUUGCUAUAACUGAGUACUUUUAAAAUGCAUGUGCAUGACUGCGCACACACACACACUGCUGAUUGCCAAGCCCACCAUGUGUUGUCUCAGAUGCACAGUCUUCAGAAGUAAUGGUUUGAAGGUUAGCUCAUGAUACAAUUUGUACACCCUGAAAUAUAACUCAUGGUAAAUACAGUGUAUUCGCUCUGAAGUGUAACUUGUGGUAAAUACAAUUUGUACACCCUGAAGUUAUAACUCAUGGUAAAUACAAUGUUUACACUCUGAAGUAUAACUCAUGGUAAAUACAGUGUGUAUGCUCUGAAGUGUAACUUGUGGUAAAUACAGUUUGUACACCCUGAAGUGGGUUUUUCAGGGUAUGACUGGACAGCAAUUAUGGACAUAAUAUGAGGUCAGUUUGUAGCAUGAUUGUUGGACAAGCCUAAUGCUUGUGCUGAACCAAAAAUCAAACUGCAUUUGUCAAAAUGUAAAGGAGGCAGCUAGUCAUGCUCAGCAUGUGAGUAGUGUAUCAAAGUGGAAGCUUAUGUGCUAUGAUCAAGAAUAUUUUGUUUAUGAUUAAGAAUAUUUUGUUUUAAAGUUUUGGCCUUUUAUAGUUUUGUAAUAAAGUCUUAUUUGUAAGCAGUGAGAAAUAUGCUGAGGUAUACUAUUUAUAUUCUUCUUGUUCCUAGUCGCCCCCAGUGGAGCAUAGGGCCGCAGUACUAUUUAUAUAUAACAAAUAUUUUGUUUUAAAAAAGAUAAAAUUUAAAUUGUUUUGAUUAUAUAGAGUUUUGUCUUUUCUUUUUUUUUUGAAUGUAAUUUUAUAAAAACGGGUAACUAGUAAAACCAGUACAUUGUGGGCACGACGAUGAAUGUUUUUACUUGAAACAACAUAACUGAUUCAAAUAACUACAAACAACAUAAAGCAAGUGCUUAACUCAUUCAAAUAACUUCAUUAGAAAUUAUUCCUUCGCUUACUACCUAAAGCUCACUUACCCAAUGAGGAACAGACAGUCCAAGGGCACUAUUAAAUAACCUAUGUUUAGGAAGAACUUGGAGGUCUACAGAGACCCAACACUGAAUUUCUUUCAGAACUAUGUAAAAAAAUGUCAUCAAAUCAAACUUUAUUGUCUGAGUGAGGAAGUCCAAGACAAAUUUGUCUUUUGCUCACAAGCUCAAUCACAUGUACACAUAUAACAUGUGCAUAAGAAACAUAAUAUGAGCAUAGCAAACAAAUAUCUAACCAGCUGCUUAUGCAGAUCAACGUACAGAACAAAGACAAACUUUAUGUAUCACAGGCUGAGGGGGAAUUUUAUCAAAGUAUAUUAGAUGACCCAUGGUUUUUGACGCACCAGUUCUGAGAGCUACAGCCUUGUUAUUCUAAAUUUCUCCAAGAAGGCACAACCCAAGCUCUGCAGACAUGCACAUACUUGGGGCUUUGGAUUGUUAGUCUCUGGAACAGUCUACUUAAAGUAAUGAUCCAAGCUGUCAUUGCAUGGUUUCAAUAGGUGCUUAGACAAGCAUUUUGCAUUUCAGGUUUAGAUCAAGUUUCCCAUUUGUCCAGAGCAUUUCAGACUAAGUUCUCACUGGAAGUGGAGUGCAGUCCCACAAAAGUUUGACACAGACUUCUAUUUUCCUCAAGGAGUAACAAGAAAUAAACUAAGCUUGAUAGGCCCUAAGCUUUCUAGGACACAUACCUUCAUUGCUUUACGUUCUACUCUUGUACCUCAUCUUGAUGUUGUUCAGCGUGUCUAUAUGUACCUCACUGUCCACUGCUGUUAUCUUGUACCUCAUCUUGAUGUUCAGUGUGUCUAUACAUACCUCACUGUCCACUGGCUGUUAUCUUUCAUUUAUUAUGAUUGGUCUGUGCAUCUGUCUUGGUUGUGAUGCUGCGCAUUAAAAGUUAACAUUAAUAUUAUAUACUAUAUAAUAUGCCUAUAUACCUAUAAACAAAGUGGAGCAAAUGUUAGAGAAGAUUAAACUGGUUUAGUAGAUUUUGUAGCACGUGUAUUGGUUUAGUAGGUGAAUGAUUGGAGAGACUUAAAUAUUUUGUAAAUGUUUACUGACAUGGUCAUUUGAUCCUUGUUUGAGCUUAUUAGUGCUAGACAGUCUUGUUUUGUAAUCAUUUUAUUGUAUGCUUAUUUAUAAUUUUACUUUAGUCAUUGUCUUUAUUGUUUGCUUAUUUAUAAUGUUAGAUUAGUCAUUGUCUUUGUUGUGAUCAUCAGUCAUGUAAAUGGGUCUGUUAAUGUGAUCACUAGGCUAGAAAUAUGUAACUUUGGUCACAAGUGAAUUGACUGUGCUUAAUCAUGCUUGAUAAUUUGUUAAUGUGAUACUUAGUUUGUAUUUUGUCAGUACACAUGAAAAUUGGUUGUGGCGGACUGUGGACAAUUGUUGCCAUAUGCUCCUCCAGCAGUAACAAGGAAUAAACAAAAACUCAGACUGAAGGCAAGGCAAGACAGCUUCAGUUUAGUGGCUUCGUCAUAUUGCUAGGUUGUGAUAAUUUUUUGUGUCUUACAGUCAGCUAGCCAGAGGCUGGACUGUGACUCACUACAGUUUCAGCAAGUUCAGGCAGGUGUUUUUAUUUUUUGUUGUUUUGUUUUCUUAGUUUUAAAAAUUGAGAGUGUCAAAUUUUGUUAAUUUGCAGAUCUGUUGAAAGCUGAAAGAUAUUAAACCUCCAGGAGUGUAAUGUCUUACUUAAGUAGAAAAAGUAAUUAUGUGCAAUUUAAUGGUUUCUGUAGUUGAAACUGUGAAAGAUACAGUAUCUGAAUUUUUGCUUUGCAUCAAGGUUUCUUAUCUACAAAAUCAUUAUGCAGAUGUCAUAAAACAUCUGGUGUUGAAUUUGAUGUAAAGUUUAAGGUUUGUCCUAUUAUCUGAUCUUUUUAUUAUAUAAUGGUACUGUCAGGCCAGUCACCCUACUCUCUGUAAUCAUCAGUCAUAAAGUGACACCUGAAUAUUGUUGUCUCUCUUGUUCACUAGAAGUGGCCAAAUGAUAAUGAUGAAACAAAGAACCAAUCAUGUUGUCAUAUUGGUCACAUUGGUAAUAACAAAACAACAGGACAAACUGUCAUAAGUAAUAGUGGCCAGAUUGUUUCUUCAUUUAGUGUUUGACUGGUACCAGUGAUAACCGGCCAUUCUUUUCUGCCUAGAUUGGUCAUUGGAAGAAGAUGCUACAAAGACAGAGCUUGCGACUCUGACUUUCUUGUUCUGACCAGGUUUCUGGCUUGUCAAGCAGUAGUCAGUCCUUCAUGCUAUGGAACAUGUAUGAUAGUUGUAUCAGUGAAGCUUUACACAUCAGAAUAUGUAUUAUCUGUUAAUAGCAUUAUGGCUUACGCGUUGGAACAUGUAUAACAAAUGACAAAUCUUCAUCUACGAGGGUGACAGAAUAAGCAACGGUUAUGCUUUUGUACAUCUAAUUGAGCUUGAGAGACCCUUUUAUUGUGUUGGUAGAGAAGAUAUAGAAAGUUAAGGGGUCAUUUUGUCUGUUAAUAUUUUAAAGAUGAACAUACUCUUGUUUGAUUUUAGUCUGGUUAGCAGCCGUAGAAUCCCUAGAGACUGGAAAUGGCGAGUCUGUAUUUUCAGUUUGAGUAAAACUGAUUUGAUAGCCCUUUUUUGAAUGUUAAUAAGUAGCCUCAUCAAAGCACCGCUAGCAGAGUCCCACAGGGGGGAAGGUUCUGUCUCUUUUGUCGUGUUGUUAUUAGCAUGACUUCUGUUUUGAUAGGGUUAAGUGUCAUGUGAUUUAGUUCACUCCAGGACUGAAGCUCAUCAGCACUUUAUUGUACUGUGUGAGAGCUGCCAAUGGCAAUGUUUGCGACUUGCUUGUAUUGUUGUGUCGUCUGCAAACAUUUCACAUGAUCGUAAGAUAUGAAGGGGAUGGUUAUUUAUUAGACCCAGAACAGAAGAGGACCUAAGACUUAGCCUUGUUGGACAUAGAUUUCACUUCAACGGGAUCCAACAAUUGAUUUUUCACGGUCACUCUCUGAGUUCUGUUUCAGAGAAAAGGAUUUAAGGAAUAGGAUGGAUGGAGCAGUUGCUAAGAUUGUAAAGUUCUAAUUUUUUAUUAGCAGGUCAUGAUCACUGAUGUCAAAAGCUUUGGCAAAGUCUACAAAGAGAACUGCAGUAUAAUGAUUGUUAUGUUGUUUAGCCACUGUUGUUCUAGAGAUGUUAGUGCCACGUGGCAAGAGUGUUUGGGUCUAAAUCCUGAUUGACUGGUAUGGAGAAGUUUAUGUUUCAUUAGGCAUUUGGAGGUGAGUGUGAAUGUGUUUUUCCAAGGGUUUGGAGAGUGAUGAAAGAAUUGAGUUGAUUGUUCUUUCAGUGAAGCUUUACACAUCAGAUAUGACAUGCAUUACACAUAGCAUGAGCUGCUGAUAUCAGAGAUGUUUACAUGUCAAAACAUGAUUUGUGGACGUCAACACAUUUUUAUUGCGUAGGAAUACUGGGUGCUGUCCUUUUUGUGCAGAGGUGUAAAAUUGAGCAGGUGUUGUCUUUCUGCCUGUUGUCUAGAAUUGGGAGUUCUAUUUUCCAGACAAGAGGCAUUCUGUCCUGAUGUCAUAAACUCCAUCGUAUAUUAUCUCCCAAUACUGUUUGCAUCAGCUUGUUAUAAUUUGGUGUUUGCCACUAAUAUGUUCUACUGAAACUUUAUCAGGGUUCAGUCAUUUUUUUAACUGUAUCGUUGGUUGUAUGAUGACAUAUAUUCUUGUGUUCAUCAUGUCACUUUAACAACCACAGGUUUUUUGACACGUUUAUUAGCUAUAACUGUAAAGAUCAUCGAUUUCCUUUAAAAGUCAUUGAGUGCAUGGUGCUGCUUUUUAAUUUAUUGGUUCGUGUCGCCGCAUAAUUGUAGUGUAGGGUAUAAUUAUAUCAUUGUAAAGAUAGCUGCUUUUGUGAUUCGAGGUCGUACAAUGUAUACAUUAAGGUUACUGUUGAGGUCAAAGCGAUGUGUUUAAUGUAUGUUACUGUAGGAUUACUGUUUAGUGGUAAUCUUAGGUCACAGUAAAGAUCACACCUUACA
This is a messenger RNA of Pomacea canaliculata, 7348 nucleotides long. RefSeq lists its product as uncharacterized. The transcript has 7 exons. The record is from RefSeq and is a predicted model, not a curated record. The coding region runs from base 126 to 1490 and encodes 454 amino acids. Lineage: Eukaryota; Metazoa; Mollusca; Gastropoda; Architaenioglossa; Ampullariidae.